AUGAGAACUGCGCCAGCUGCGCCAGUUCCGCCUCCAAGUGCGCCAAUUCAGCCUCCAGCUGCUCCUGAGGCUCCAGCUGCGCCAUUUCUGCCUCCAAUUGCGCCAGUUCCGCCUCCAGCUGCUCCAGCUGCGCCAGUUCCGCCUCCAGCUGCGCCUGUUCUGCCUCGAGCUACGCCAGUUCAGCCUCUAGCUGCUCAUGAGGCUCCAGCUUCGCCAGUUCCACCUCCAGCUGCGCCAGUUCCGCCUCCAGCUGCGCCAGUUCAGCAUCUAGCUGUACCUGAGGCUCCUCCACAUAAUCCACUGGAAGUCGCUCGGGCUAAUUUGAGGAUGAGGAUUGCAGCAAAAGCAGCAGCAAGGAAGAAGAAACUUUCGGCUCCUUUUGAGACACCAGAGGCUCGUGCCGCAAGAUUCAAGUACCAUGGCUCCACCUCACCAGUGUUCAUUGUUCCUAAGUAA
Arabidopsis lyrata subsp. lyrata is the source of this 456-nucleotide messenger RNA. Its product is annotated as predicted GPI-anchored protein 58. Lineage: Eukaryota; Viridiplantae; Streptophyta; Magnoliopsida; Brassicales; Brassicaceae. The record is from RefSeq and is a predicted model, not a curated record. Bases 1 to 456 code for a protein of 151 amino acids. The transcript is spliced from 2 exons.